AUGCGGGUUCUUUUUUGGAAUAUCAAUGGUGUUGCGCGUACAACAACACAUUCUAAACUUAGGGAGCUGAUUAGAGAUUUCCAUACUGAAGUUUUUGGUCUUGAUGAACCAAAAGUGGCGUGCUCAGCAAAUUUUUGGAGGAGGCUAAUUUAUGAAGGUUAUUCUUCGUUUAUUAUUAAUAAUUCUGCUAAUUCUGGUAUUGCAAAUAUUUGGGUUUGUUAUAAGGAUGGGCUUCAUGUUUCUGUAUUUAAUUCUAGUAAACAAGUUAUUACAAUUGCGGUUGAUGGUGUAUAUAUCUCUUUUGUCCAUGCUAGCUACAUUCAAACUACUAGGCGCAGGCUUUGGAAGCAACUAGUUAUGCAAGAUUCAAUUACACCUUGGCUGGUCAUAGGUGAUUUUAAUUGUAUUUCGCGUUUGAAUGAGAAGAAAGGUGGCUUGGAAAUAAGAUCGUCUGUCAUUGAUGAUUUCAGUGAUUGGAUGGAUGACAAUAAUCUUUUUGAAUCGGAUUCCUUGGGAAGCAAAUUCACUUGGUGUAAUAGGCAAUCUGGUACUAGUCGUAUUAUUAGUAAGUUGGAUCGUGCAAUUAUUAAUGCGGCUUGGCUUGCUAAAUUUGAGAAUUGGCGGUGUAAAGAUCUUCCUAGGGAAGUUCCCGACCAUUCUACUCUUCUUGGUUAUCCUUUUGCUGUUCCCAGGCCUUGUAGAGCUCCUUUUCGUGUUCAAAAGAUGUGGUUUUUACAUGGGGAUUUUCUUCGGAUGCGGCUGAAGAUUGCAAUGAAGGAUUGGAAUCUGAGGAUUUUUGGUAAUGUGAAUUCUCGUUUGAAGCAAGACCAACUUCGUUUUGAGACAGCGGCUCUUAUUACAGUUGAGGAUCCUAGUAAUAUUGCUAAUCUAAAUGCAAUGAAGGAUUCUAUGAAAACUUUAUGUGAUACUCGUAUGCAACAGUUAACUAUGCUCAAGCAAAAAUCUAGGAACAAAUGGUUGGUGGAGGGUUCAAGUAAUUCAAGUUUCUUUCAUAGUAGUAUUAGAAUUAGAAAAAGUUCUAAUACUAUUUCGGAACUUGUUGAUUUGAAUGGGACUUGUUUGACAAAUUAUGAGCAGCUUCGUAAUCAUGUAGUUCAGUUCUAUGAAGAUAAGUUCAAUGGCCAAGAUCCGGUGAUAGAAGGUGAUUUAUUUGAUUUUGAGCAUGCUUCAAUUUCUUUUGAGGAGAGCAACGCCAUGGAUAUGAUUCCUUCCCCGGAAGAAAUUAAGCAAGCUAUUUUUGAUCUGAGUGCGGAUAGUGCCCCAGGGCCGGAUGGUUUCUCUGGUUGUUUCUAUCGUCAUUGUUGGGAUAUUAUUCAUGAUGAUUUAACUAAGGCCAUUAUUCAUUGUUGGAAUGCGGGUAGUAUUCCAAAUGGUGUUAAUUCAUCUUUUAUCAUCUUGCUGGCUAAGGUAGCCUUCAUGAAAGGGAGAAAUAUUCAUGAGAAUAUUAGCUUGGCGUCGGAGAUGGUUAAUGAGUUGCAUUAUAAACGCAAGGAUGGCAACAUUGGCCUUAAACUUGAUAUUUCUCAAGCUUUUGACACGUUAAAUUGGGCUUUUGUGCUUGAAGUUUUCCGUAAGUAUGGUUUUUCUGAAAAUUGGUGUGCUUGGAUUUUUAAUAUCUUGCAGUCUGCUAGAAUUUCUGUCAUUUUGAAUGGUAGUCCGGAAGGUUACUUUAAAAUUAACAGAGGUUUGCGUCAAGGUGAUCCCCUCUCCCCUUUGAUUUUUGUCUUGAUUGAGGAUGUUCUUAGUAUAAAUAUUACGAAGCUUUUUCGUGAUAAAAAGAUGACGCCCAUGGUAACUAGAGGUGCUAUUUCUCCUACUCACCUUUUCUUUGCUGAUGACAUAAUGAUUUUUUGUAAAGGUAAUUCCAAAAGUCUUCAUAAUUUUGUAGACUUGUUGGGAAGUUAUCAGCGUGCUUCAGGUCAGACUGUUUGUCAUCAAAAGAGUAAGAUUUAUUAUGGUGGUGGUUCUUCGAGUUGGUGUAAUUAUAUUGCAUCUUAUUUGGGGAUGAGUGUAGCUACUUUUCCGGACCGCUAUAUGGGAGUUCAAAUUAUGCCAGGUAUUGUUCGAUAUCGCCAUAUUAGCAAUGUUGUUGAAAAGAUUAAAAAUCAGCUUGCUGGUUGGAGAGGGAGGUUAUUAUCUUUUCAUGAUCGCAUUGUUCUUGUUAAAUCAGUUAUUGCUAGUUAUUACAUUCAUAAUAUGGCUAUUUAUAAGUGGCCUCGUAAGUUUAUUCUUCAAUGUGAGAGGGCUAUCCGUAACUUUAUUUGGUCUGGUGAUUCGAACAUUAAUCGUGUAGUGGUAGUGGCUUUUGAUAAAAUCGGUUGCCCUUUUGAGGAGGGGGGUCUCAGACUAACUCGUAUGGCCACUAUGAACAAAGCUCUUAUUAUGAAACUUUGGUGGAAGAUUCGUAAUUCUACAAAGAAGUGGGCUCUUUUCCUGAAGGCAAAAUUAUUUGAUCGUAAGGGUUGUAUUAAGCAUUCGGGGGUUAAAUCUUCUAUUUUGCCUGGUUUAAGGAGUGUGUAUAAUUGUGUGGAAAAGAAUACUAAGGUCUUAAUUGAUGAUGGUAGAGAUACUUCUCUUUAUUAUGACAUUUGGUUUGAUAAGACUAGUAUUGCUGAAGUGCUAAAUGAUUAUUCUCUCGAUGCAACAACUAGAGUAAGUGAUAUUAUAAAGGAUGGCCUUUGGGAUAUUCCUGAAAUUCACUUGCAAUACUUGAUUGCUGCUGGUCUAGAGUUGAAUAGGAUGCCAAUUCCUAUGGGUGGAGCUUAUGUUAGGGUAUGGAUACCGGAGUUGAAGGGUGAGUUCAGUGUUAAGUCUGCAACUGAGUUGCUUCGGCAUAAGUAUUCCCGGUUAGAAGGUACGCAGAUUCUGUGGAGAAAAGAAGUUCAUCCUGUUCUUGCUGCUCAGAACUGGAAAUUCUUACGUGGAGCUUGUGCUACGUAUGACCUUAUCAGGCGCAGGUUCAAGAUCUCUCUUGCUAACAAAUGA
Messenger RNA from Papaver somniferum (opium poppy), 3006 nucleotides. RefSeq lists its product as uncharacterized. The record is from RefSeq and is a predicted model, not a curated record. Gene Ontology annotation, molecular function: catalytic activity. NCBI's taxonomy places the organism in Eukaryota, Viridiplantae, Streptophyta, Magnoliopsida, Ranunculales, Papaveraceae. The transcript is spliced from 3 exons. The coding region runs from base 1 to 3006 and encodes 1001 amino acids.